Molecule: messenger RNA, 1078 nt
Organism: Laccaria bicolor S238N-H82
Lineage: Eukaryota; Fungi; Basidiomycota; Agaricomycetes; Agaricales; Hydnangiaceae
Exons: 9
Coding region: 34-984 (316 amino acids)
Biological process (GO): lipid metabolic process
Molecular function (GO): phosphoric diester hydrolase activity
Source: RefSeq, a predicted model, not a curated record
GAGCUGGUCUCGAUACCCCCACAAAAAUUCACCAUGCACUUCGCACUGCGGCUGGCCGCUUUCGCUGCCCUUCUACUCACUUCACAUUCCGAUGCAUUGUUCAUCCCAGUUAAACGGGAUAUGCUCUGCAAUGGCCACGCGGGGCUAUGCGAUCGGAAAUAUGGAAAUACCACCUUCCUUGGCUCACACGACUCUUUUGCAGUUAGCACGAGUGUCUUUGCUCUUGCGAGGACGCAAGAGGUCGACGUGCCUUCACAGUUGAGGAGAGGUGUUAGGAUGUUGCAGGCACAAGGACAUAUGAAUGGGGGGAAACUGCAUUUCUGCCAUACCACUUGUGGUCUCUACGACGGCGGUACGGUUGAGCAAUACUUGAAGGACGUCAAGUACUUCCUCGAUCGCCACCCCAACGAAGUCCUUACCUUCAUAUUCACCAACCCCGAAAACCUCUCCGUCGACAAGGUCUGGAAACCUGUGUUUGAUAGUUCCGGGAUAACGAACCUAACAUACGUCCCUCCCCAACCCGUCAUGGCUCGAGACGACUGGCCAACAUUGGGAGAGAUGAUCGCCUCCGGGAAGCGGGUAGUCGUGUUUCUAGAUAAAGGCGCAGAGAACAAGACGGAUCCGUCCUCCGCGUUCAUUUUGCCCCAAUUCCAGAUGGUCUGGGAAGACCCUUAUGAUCCCACCGAUCCUAAAUGGCCAUGCAAGGUUGAUCGAACCGCUGGUCCUCUUGCUCCAAGCCAACAGCUCAAUCUGAUGAACCACAACUUGAACGUCAACCUUAUCCCUGUUGGUCACGGCGUUCGCCUUCCUGAUCGUCUGAGUAGCCCCAGAACCAACGGCAUUAGAUCGAUAUUAAAGCAUGCGUACAAUUGUGCACCUAUAGUGGAGAACCGCGCUCCGAAUUUCGUCAUGCUGGAUUAUGUCAACAUUGGGCAGGGGCUGGAGGCUGUGAAUCGAUUGAAUGGGUUUGCGUUUGAUUCGUGAUUGGGCGAGGGUGCUGCGCGUAUUCGUCCAUAGCGAGCUAAGUGUAGGGUGUUCAAAAUUUGCAGCGCGAAUAAAAAACAGGAUUUCUACCAAC